AUGAAGCCGAAGCAGGUGGACGUCUCCAUCCCGCUGCAGCCCCACGCGCCCGGGGCGGCCGCUACCGCCGGCCCCGACGGGCAGCCCCGGGACUACGUGCUCUGAGCGCUUUUCAACGUGCUGCUGGGCUCCGCGCUUGCCUACCUCGGCUGCUGCUGCUUCCCUGCGCUCGUCUACUCUGUCAAGGCCCGCGACUGCAAGGUGCUGGGGGACCUGGAGGGUGCCCGGCAGCAUGGUGCCCGUGCCAAGGUGCUGAACAUCAUCGGCUCUGUUCUCCUGGUCCUCAGCGUGGUGACCAUAAUCGUCAUCUUUUUCUCUGUCUUCACAUUCAGAACUCCCUGAACUGCACACAGCCCACCCACCGACCUGCUUGCUGCCACCCCAGGAUGCUUCUCCUCCCCCCUUGCCCUCUUCCUCCCAAAAUGUCCCCACUUUGGGCACGUCGCACGGGGCAGG
Indicator indicator is the source of this 456-nucleotide messenger RNA. Its product is annotated as dispanin subfamily A member 2b-like. The transcript is spliced from 2 exons. Lineage: Eukaryota; Metazoa; Chordata; Aves; Piciformes; Indicatoridae. Gene Ontology annotation, cellular component: plasma membrane. Gene Ontology annotation, biological process: defense response to virus; negative regulation of viral genome replication; response to interferon-beta. The record is from RefSeq and is a predicted model, not a curated record.